AUGAGUACCAACAUUAAGGACCUCAUCAAGCAGGAGAAGGAAAGGAGGAAGUUACUCCGAGAGGAAAGGAAAAAAACGGAACAGGUGAAGCAAGCAGAAGGGGGGGAAGAGUACCCGACUGGGAAAGACACACCGGGGAACUAUUACACAAAGAGUGCACAACAGGAUAGGCUCUUUUUAAAAAUUCAAAAUAACUCCGAACGUGGUAGCGUUUCGCAAAAAUAUAACCAUGUAGGAGAACAACUGUGUGAGGUUGGUCAGGGCAGAAGACCAUCCGGCCCCAUGGGCAGCAGUGAACAAAUGAGUAUGCAAAAAACAAGUGACAAAAAAAUGCAAAAAAGGGUUCUGUUCGCCGAACCGACUGCGCCAAUAAACAGGCUAAAUAAAAAUAACAAUUUUAAGGAUGCGUUUUUGGACUAUAGCAAUGAAGAGCAAAGUGAGCAUUCAGAAGGAGCUUCCAAGGAGGAGGAGGAGGACAAGGAUGUUGAGGCCAACUUGCCUGCAAAUUUUUUUGACUCCAUAAAGACUUUCAUUUAUGGAAAAAGUGAAAAAAGUGACAAGAGAGGUACCACCCCUUUGGAAGGAAGCCCUGGUGGGAAGAGAAAAGCAGAUCAACGUGAUCACCUUUCUGAAGAAGACGGACUUAAUAGAGUACAUGUCACAUAUGGCUUAAGUGAAGACAAGGACAUAUCAAGUGGCAGGUCUGCAUCAUCGCAGGAGAUCGGUGAUGGAAUGCAUGCCUUGGGACAGCGAAGCGGAAACAAAUUUCAUUUAAAAAACGAACCAAACGUUGAAGUGAUCGAAACGUACGAAAUUAUAGAGGACACUCUUGGAAGUGCAGAAUUGGUGGAAAAUGAAAAUUUUCACAAGCAAAUAAAAAAAAAAAGGAAAUUGCUAAGUGAGGGAGAAUACCAUUCGGAUGUAGAACAAGACCAUGAGGGGGGUACUUUCGAAAGGGGGGAACGAACGCAAAUAGGAGACGUGUCUAGGGGUAAAGGCGAUCAAAGCGAUGGAGAGGAAGAACAAGAAGGAAACGAAAUUCUGAAUCUGUUCAGUACUAAUAUGGAAGAUUUGACAAACUACAAACUUCUCGACACAGCUUAUUACGAGGAGUUGGACUACUUACACAAAAUUCUUGUGGAGAAGAAAAAAUACAUUUUAGGUGACACGUAUGAUGAGGAGAAAGAAGAGAAUGAAGAACGAGAGGUAGAGCUACUUGAAGAAUUGAAUCAAUUUCGAAAAAAAAAAAAAAAAAUGGAAAAGGGAGGAAGAGGUGAUGAAGACAGAAACGAUAAUGAUAACCAUUUUAACAUUGACGAAAUUUACGACAUGCUAAAAUUAAAAAGAGGGAUGAAGGAAAGUGAUGGUCCAAUUGCACACACAAGUGGAAAUACACCAACUAGCAAGUGUGCUGAUGAGAACAGGGACGAGGGGAAAAAGACAAAUGAAUAUGAAAAUUUACCCAAGGGAUUUUUCGAUGAUAAAGAAAAAGAUAUAAUGGUGAGAGAAAAUAUUUCCCUGGCUAAGAUAAACCAAAAGAUUGGAGAAAUUAAAAAACAGAAAAAGAAUAUUUUGGUCGAGUUUAAAAUGAUGCAAAAUGUGUACGAGGAAAAGAAAAACAGCUAUAUCGAUUAUUUGUAUGAUGAUAAGUUCGAUGACAAGGAACACAUUUUGGAUGAAAUUGUGAAGAAGUCGACCAACCGGGGGGUGGUAGAAAUGGACACCCACGAGGGUAAACAAAAGCAAAAAAAAAAUAAUAAAAAAAAAAAAGAAAAAAGGAAUGCAAAUAAUUUACAACUUGAUGACGAACAUGGGGACAUUUUCCACUGGAGGAAGAAAAGCCUUUUUUAA
Molecule: messenger RNA, 1851 nt
Organism: Plasmodium fragile
Lineage: Eukaryota; Apicomplexa; Aconoidasida; Haemosporida; Plasmodiidae
Exons: 1
Coding region: 1-1851 (616 amino acids)
Source: RefSeq, a predicted model, not a curated record